GGCGGGCCGCCGGCUGCCCGGAAGAGGGAGCGGGGCGGUUGUUGACAACAUGGCGGCCGCUGGCGCCUCCGCGGGAGGAAGAGGCGGAGGGAGAGGAGGCGGCGGGCGGAGGAAGGAGUCUCAUUCAUAGGGAGCCCGGCUCGCUGCCCUCAUCCCCUCCCUCCCCUUCUUCCCCCCCCCUCCCCAGCGGCCGCCUCGCCCCCUCCCCGGCACCAUGUCCUUCUUCAGGCGGAAAGGUAGGGGGGCGGCGGGCGGGAGGCCCGGGGCUGAGGGGCGGCUGCCGGCCUCGUCCCCCUCACGGCUUCUGGGCUCCGGCCCUGCCCCUCCGGGGACGGCGACGGGGCCCCGAGAGGAAACUCGGCCCCUGAGGAGCGGGCUCCCCGCAAAUGACGUGAAAGGCAAAGAACAAGAAAAGACCACAGAUGUGAAAGCAAUUAAGACUCCAAUACCAGUACAUUCCCCUCAAAGAAGCACUAGAAAUCAUGCCUUGCUGGAGGCUGCAGGACCAAGCCAUGUGGCAAUUAAUGCCAUCUCUGCCAACAUGGACUCUUUUUCUAGCAGUCGGACAGCUGCCCUUAAGAAGCAGCCAAGUCACAUGGAAGCUGCUCAUUUUGGAGACUUAGGCAGAUCGUGUCUGAAUUACCAGGCUCAAGAGACCAAAUCAAGCCUUUCAAAGACCCUUGAACAAGUUCUGCAGGACAAUGUAGCCCUCCCUUAUUUUAUCCAGUUUAUGGAACUACGCAGAAUGGAACACUUGGUUAAGUUUUGGUUAGAGGCUGAAAGCUUCCACUCCACAACAUGGUCCCGUAUAAGAGCACAUAGCUUGAACACAGUUAAGCAGAGUUCGUUGGCAGAACCAGUGUCACCCUCGAAACAGCAGGAAAUUGGGUCGUCUUCUCCAACUGGAUUGCUUGAGGAGAGACUGGAGGAUUCUAGCACAGUCCGUCUGCUCAGGACCAAGCCAGUGGAUUUGGACAGGAACGACAGAACUAGCAACAGCCAGAACCACGUGCUCUUGGGUCAGGAGAGUGAUAAUACCAGUGUUCUUUGUCUAAGAAAAUCUGAGACAGGGACCCAUUCUGUUCCAGCUGAUGAGCAAGAAUCUUCCAAGCUUACAGUAUCAAAUAGAAACAGCCCCUCCUCUGCACUAAAAGACUUGUCAGGAAAACUCAUGAAAAGUAUAGAACGGGAUGCAGUUAGUACUUUCACCAAAUAUAUUUCUCCAGAUGCUGCUAAACCAAUACCUAUUACAGAAGCAAUGAGAAAUGACAUAGUUGCAAAGAUUUGUGGGGAAGACGGACAAGUGGAUCCAAACUGUUUUGUUACAGCACAGUCAAUAGUGUUUAAUGCAAUGGAACAAGAGCACUUUAGUGAAUUUUUGCGAAGUCAUCAUUUCUGUAAAUACCAGAUUGAGGUGCUGACUAGUGGGACUGUUUAUCUGGCUGACAUACUUUUCUGUGAAUCGGCCCUGUUCUAUUUCUCUGAGUACAUGGAGAAGGAAGAUGCAGUUAAUGUAUUGCAGUUCUGGUUGGCAGCAGAUAACUUCCAGUCUCAACUUGCUGCCAAAAAAGGCCAGUAUGAUGGGCAAGAAGCACAGAAUGAUGCCAUGAUUUUAUAUGACAAGUACUUCUCCCUUCAAGCCACGCAUCCGCUUGGGUUUGAUGACUCGGUGAGGUUAGAGAUUGAGUCCAACAUCUGCAGGGAAGGUGGUCCUCUCCCUAACUGCUUCACUACUCCCUUGCGGCAGGCGUGGACUACCAUGGAGACGGUUUUUUUACCUGGUUUCUUGUCCAGCAACCUUUACUACAAAUACUUGAAUGAUCUCAUCCAUUCAGUACGAGGAGAUGAAUUUCCAGGAGGGAAUAUUGCACUGAGUAUUCAUGGCCCCGGUAGCUCUCCCGAUAGCGAUUCUAUAGGGGGCCCGGAUGGCUCUGCCUCCCAGUCCAAUGUCAAAAAGGCUAAUGUUAAAAUCCUGAAAAAUUUUGAUGAAGCAAUAAUUGUAGAUGCUGCAAGUCUGGAUCCAGAAUCUUUAUAUCAACGAACAUAUGCAGGGAAGAUGACGUUUGGACGAGUCAGUGACCUGGGACAGUUUAUCAGAGAAUCUGAACCAGAACCUGAUGUCAAAAAAUCAAAAGGGUCCAUGUUUUCACAAGCAAUGAAGAAAUGGGUUCAAGGAAACACAGAUGAGGCUCAAGAAGAGAUGGCUUGGAGGAUAGCAAAGAUGAUAGUCAAUGACGUUAUGCAGCAGGCGCAAUGUGAACAGCCUUCGGAGAAGGUUACGAAGCUAUGAUUUUAGAAAUGCCAGAACAGGAAGUCUGGUUUUCCGCUUCAAGAGUGAGUGAACUUACCCUUUUGGUGGAUUCUUUAACACAGCCAAUAAAAACAAAGCACUGUUACUCCAACCGCUGAAAUCUCCCUUGUUUAUAAGGAAGAAUUAAAAAGAAGCAAUCCUGUACCUCCACUGUAGAGCGUGAAGAAACACUUUUUCCUGUUGUAUGUGGCACUCGCAGUAAUGAUGGUUUUUAAGGAGAGGAAGAUGCAGUUUACAAGUGUGUCGCUGAGAAACUGUGAUCAACUUCACAAAUACUUGACCCUGUCUCAAAAAGACUUUUAAGCAAAAUAUCUGGAAUGGGACACAAGCCACAACAGAGGGGAAGGUUUUGCUGUAGUUUCUAGUUCUACUACUUGUAAUUUUUAAACACAUAAUUGGAACGGCCACGGGGCAUGCCCCCAACAUUGGCCAUUGGAGAAGUGAACCUGAAAUGGUGAAUUCAUUGGCAGUGAAUGACCUAAAAAGUUCUAAGUUUUAUUUUUCCUUACUUGAAAUAGAUGCGUAUUCAACUGUAAGAUAAAUGUAUUUUACUUCAUAACUACAUUAACUUUGAAGGCAGCGUAGAAUGAUCAGGAGCAAAGCCUGGACAGUGUAACUCUUCCUUGUCAAGCUCUUACACCUGCAUACACAAAUCCCCUGUGUCUAACACAGAGCAGACUCAAAAGCCAGUCUUGCACUUGUGCAACCCUCUGCUCCUGAGCCACAGCUCCGAAUGCCGCCCACGUUUUGAGGAGAUUGUACCCUGUAGACUGCUCCGUUUUCUUUCCUCUCCAUCCCACGAACAAGGAAAAAAUAAUUGCUGCCAUUCUCCAUAGCUUGUUGUCCUCCAACCAACAUAGUAUCUAAUUCCAGAUGUUUGGUUUACAAAGAAAAACAAUUUUUAAUGACCUCUGGCCUUCUCCCUGACAUUGUCAACACUUGCAACUUGCAAAACCUUUAGUUUAAGUAAAAAAGCCACUGUAUUACACAGCACCUUUUUUUUUUUUUUUUUUUUUCUCCCCAGUGAAUUGAUUUUGCAGGGUAUCAAAACUACUCAGUGUCUCACUGUUAUGUUAUCGCUGCAUUUUUAGUAUAUAACACUUCUAUUUUGGGGUUUUUGUUUUACUCUUAUGAUUGCUUUUUUUCCUCAAACUUGUGCAAAAAAUCACUUUGCGAAGAACUCAAAUCAUCUCCAAUGUUCAGAAUAUCUUGAUUGACUAGCAAGUGUUAUUCUGUUGCAAUAUUCGAUUGUAUAGAGACACACUGUAUUGUCUAUGAAAAAGCAAAAAAGGCUGUGUAUAGGUUUUUGGUACUAUGUACCACCUCUUAUUUCUCUCAUGCCCAACUAUUCAUGUACUUAAAACAUACUAUAUUUAAUUGUGUUUUGAUUUAAAAUAUAUAAAUAUUAAAAUUUGUGUCAAUUUUCUGUUUUGAUGGGA
Molecule: messenger RNA, 3750 nt
Organism: Aquila chrysaetos chrysaetos
Lineage: Eukaryota; Metazoa; Chordata; Aves; Accipitriformes; Accipitridae
Gene: AKAP10
Product: A-kinase anchoring protein 10
Exons: 15
Coding region: 215-2290 (691 amino acids)
Biological process (GO): intracellular protein localization
Cellular component (GO): plasma membrane
Molecular function (GO): protein kinase A binding
Source: RefSeq, a predicted model, not a curated record